Molecule: messenger RNA, 216 nt
Organism: Lottia gigantea (owl limpet)
Lineage: Eukaryota; Metazoa; Mollusca; Gastropoda; Lottiidae
Exons: 1
Source: RefSeq, a predicted model, not a curated record
UGGUUUAUUGACAUUGGAGCCUGGUGGUUUAUUGACAUUGGGGCCUGGUGGUUUAUUGACAUUGGAGCCUGGUGGUUUAUUGACAUUGGGGCCUGGUGGUUUAUUGACAUUGGAGCCUGGUGGUUUAUUGACAUUGGAGCCUGGUGGUUUAUUGACAUUGGAGCCUGGUGGUUUAUUGACAUUGGGGCCUGGUGGUUUAUUGACAUUGUGGGCUAG